AUGGGGAAGUUGAAGGAUCUGCUGGCCAGCUAUACCCAGCUGGUGCGAGGUGCUCAAUACCUUUACAGUCUCUUGGAGGUGGGCGGCAUCCUGGUAGGUCUGGGAGCUCAGAUCCAGAUGGCGAAGCUGGUUUCCACGGAUUCCGAAUCUCGUGUGUUGAAAUCAGAACCUGGUGCUUCCGGAUUCUUCAUGACUCAAUGGAUUUGUGGCAAGAGAAUCUAUGCAAGCGAGAUUCAGCCUGGAAGAGAAAGCAUGCAACGGAAGAUGCCGCGGACCAUCAAGCGUAAAGAUGCUCGCAGCGACGUUUGA
Molecule: messenger RNA, 309 nt
Organism: Cladocopium goreaui
Lineage: Eukaryota; Dinophyceae; Suessiales; Symbiodiniaceae
Source: the annotation of a GenBank genome assembly